Messenger RNA from Ictalurus furcatus (blue catfish), 3568 nucleotides. It is a transcript of the gene arsib, whose product is annotated as arylsulfatase family, member Ib. The transcript has 2 exons. Lineage: Eukaryota; Metazoa; Chordata; Actinopteri; Siluriformes; Ictaluridae. The record is from RefSeq and is a predicted model, not a curated record. The coding region runs from base 1406 to 3109 and encodes 567 amino acids.
UGAACGCAGAUCUGGAUCAGUGAUGAAGCAAACACAUAAAACAUGCUUAAGCAGAACCGAUGAAAACUGUGUGGAGUUCAGCGACUCUAAACACGAUCCAGAGCGGCUUCUGUAGCACAUCUUCGGUUUCAGUUUAUGCAAUUACAUGUGUUGUUGCUUAAAUUAUUUAACAAAAGCAAGCUCAUCAGAGCUGAGACCAGCUACAGAGAGAGUUUGAGAGGUCAGAAAGGGAAGAUUUUAAUUUCUUUUCCUCUCUCUGGUCUGAUUAGUGAAGUCCUGAAAGGUGUAAGCAGAAUGUGUAAAGGCGAUUGGACAGAGACGUGCGUGUUUAUUCUCAGUCUCAAACUCAAUACAGAUGUGUCUCAGAGUAGAGGUGUGCAUGAGAAUACAACACCUGGAGGAGAGAGCGAUUUUUACAUUUAAUACAAAAGAAAGGCCUCGUUCGUUAGCAUGAGAAUCUUCAGUAACUGCUUUCUCCUGUUCAGAGUCAUGCUGGAUUAAAUGACAACUGAAUUAAUUUGGAAAAUAUCUGCAGGAGUGAUCGGAGUCGACGUUAUUAGCAUGAAGCAGAAGAGUGAAAGAAAAAACUAUUAUUUACUCAUUAAUGGGUAAUGCAUUAAAAGGUACGUUUUAAAAAGAAAGAAAUAAGAAGGAAUUAACUGGACUUUCUCACAUUUCAGCUGAACACUGCUGAUCUAGAGUUUGUAAUUGGGGUAUUUUUCAUGCAGAUCUGGCAACCCUGAGUUUCUCACGUCAGAGCUGAAGUUGGAGAAGUUGGAUGAGACUCAGAACCUGUAGAAACAGCAGAAACUCAGAGGAAUGACCGCUGUGCGUUAGAGUAAAGCUUCAUUUCUACUUUGGUCACCACUUUUUUACCUAUUCUGGAAUGAGAGUGGAGUGAGCUGCUUGCUUUAUCUGUUAUUUUCCUUCAUCUUCUUCUUCUUUUUUUUUUUUUUUUUAAAGCAGAGUGUUGGUGUUCCAUUGAUGAAGGAUAGCUUUAGUAUAAAUGUGUUUUCAGUCCUGCAUGUUCGCUCAGUUUGGAGAGACAGGACACGAUUCGGCAGCUGAGGACUAAACAACUUUCACACAGCAGUAGUACCUUGGUGCUGAGAUUUGAACUCAUCACCUUCUGGUCUAGAGCCCAGAUCCUUAACCACUGAGUCACUGCAUGCAUGUCAGGAAGUUGUUUUUGUGCUUUCUGGAUUAGAAGGACGCUGGAUUUAACUCACAGACAUCAUGAACCAACACAAGAUGUCAUGGCAAUAAAAGAAGUGGAUUUUAGAGGACAGAGAAAAGCUCGAAUGCCUUUCAGACCUUUAACUCGUCCCAUGUUCCUCACUGUACUUUCUCAUCUCUAUGGACGUGUGUGAUUUCCCUUACGCCCCGCUCACGCCCCCCUGCAGCCAUGUUGUUUCUGUGUGUUCUGUUUGUUAUAUUGGAUCUGGGCGGAGCUCUGUGGGACUGGAUGAAGCCCAAUCAGGUGGAGAGUGACUCGGAUCGUUUCGGCGGCGUGUUUAAACCCAGACCUCCUCCUCAUAUCAUCUUCAUCCUGACUGACGAUCAGGGCUUUAACGAUGUUGGCUACCACAGCGCCGAGCUGCACACCCCCACCCUGGACAAGCUGGCGGCUGAAGGUGUGCGACUGGAGAAUUAUUACGUGCAGCCGCUGUGCACGCCGUCACGCAGCCAGCUCAUCACGGGCAGGUAUCAGAUCCACACGGGUCUCCAGCACUCGAUCAUCCGUCCCCGCCAGCCGAGCUGUAUCCCGUUGAACGUGUCCACGCUGCCACAGCGUCUUCAGGAAGCUGGUUACUCCACCCACAUGGUGGGAAAAUGGCACCUAGGCUUCUACCGUAAACGCUGCCUCCCAACGCGCCACGGCUUCCACACCUUCUUCGGCUCGCUGACGGGAAGCGUAGAUUAUUACACGUUCUACUCGUGCGAUGGGAAAUCUCUGUGCGGCUUUGACUUGCACGACGGCGACUCGUUAGCGUGGAGCAAAGCGGGAAAAUACUCAACUCACCUGUACACUCAGAGAGUGCGCAAGAUUUUAGCAACACACGAUCCGUCUCAGCCGAUAUUCAUCUUCCUGUCCCUUCAGGCGGCUCAUGCUCCUUUAAAACCGCCCAAAUCCUAUAUUUAUCCGUAUCGCGCCAUGGGGAACGUCCCACGCAGGAAAUACGCAGCGACAAUCUCCAUCGUGGACGAGGCAGUGCACAACAUCACGUAUGCGCUACGCAAAUACGGCUACUAUCGCAACUCUGUCAUAAUUUUUUCCACAGAUAACGGAGCGCAGCCGUUCACCGGAGGGAGCAACUGGCCCUUAAGAGGGCGCAAGGGGACUUACUGGGAGGGCGGAGUCAGAGCGGUGGGGUUUGUGCACAGCCCGCUAAUACGAUACAAGCGCAGGAUUAGCAAAGCACUAAUCCACAUCACGGAUUGGUUCCCGACUCUCGUACGGUUGGCCGGAGGAAAUAUUUCACAGAAUGAGAAAUUGGACGGUUUUGACAUUUGGCCCAUUAUCAGUGAGAAUAAAGCAUCUCCCAGGUUUGAAAUCUUACACAACAUCGAUCCUCUGCAUCGGCGCGGUUUAGGGUCACUGCAGGAAGGCAAGGGAUUGUGGGAUACGGCAGUCCAGGCGGCCAUAAGAGUCGGAGAUUGGAAGCUUCUGACCGGAGAUCCAGGUCACGGAGACUGGAUCCCUCCUCAGGUGUUAACCAGCUUCCCGACUGGAUGGUGGAACCUGGAACGAGGGAACGUGGACAAGGAAAAGAAGUCGAUUUGGCUCUUUAAUAUCACGGCAGAUCCAUGUGAGAGAAACGACCUAGCGGAGAACCGACCCGACGUGGUGAAGAGGCUCCUCCAGCGCCUGGCCUUCUACAACAGCACAGCCACAGCGGUCCGGUACCCGCCCGACGACCCGCGCGCCGAUCCGCAGCACAAUGGUGGGGCCUGGAGACCGUGGGUGAAGGACGAGGAGAACGAGGUGAAUUGGGAGGGAGUUUACUACAGGCGAGGAAGGAACCGGAAGAGGAAGAAGUGCAGGCUCUGCAAUGUCCAAUCGUUCUUUAAGAAACUCAACAAAAAGAUCCUGGCCAGUAGAAUAUGAAGGGAUCCGGAACCUUCGCACCGAGACGUCACAUCACUCUACAAACACUUCAUAAAAGAGAGAGGAACCCAAAGGGCACAUUUUAAAAGCAGACCUGGAACAGCAUUAAUAUAAAAUUCAUAUAGAAUCAAAUGUUCUAAAGGUUCUAGUUUCCUUUUUCUCUGAACAAAUGUUUCCUACAGAGGUUCUACUUGGAACAUUUUCUGAAAAGGAAAUCCUCUUGUGCUGCACAGAACUUUUAAGAGUUCUUUGUAGAGUUACUAACCUUUAAACAUUAGCAGGAAAACUGAAAGUGUAAGAAAUCAGUGUGUAAAAAGUUUAAAUGUUUUGAUGAGGAACCCUGAAGAGAGACGAGGGCAAGUUCUGCAAAGUACACUUCAGUUUUUAGAAAAAAAAUCUUUUAAUCUUUUUAGCCUUAUAGCUUAAAGUUCCAGUUCAGGCUUCAUUCCAAAUAAGUUU